Messenger RNA from Labrus mixtus (cuckoo wrasse), 1423 nucleotides. RefSeq names its product GDP-D-glucose phosphorylase 1 (gene gdpgp1). Lineage: Eukaryota; Metazoa; Chordata; Actinopteri; Labriformes; Labridae. The coding region runs from base 138 to 1202 and encodes 354 amino acids. The transcript has 3 exons. Gene Ontology annotation, molecular function: GDP-D-glucose phosphorylase activity. Gene Ontology annotation, cellular component: cytoplasm. Gene Ontology annotation, biological process: glucose metabolic process. The record is from RefSeq and is a predicted model, not a curated record.
GAAUACUUUUAACUGUGAAACCGGUGUUAGGAGGAAACACCAUAAAAACUGAAUGAUUAACCAUGAAAAGAAGAGUUAGUAGCGGCUUUGCUUAUGUAUUUAAUCUUUUGUUCGAUUCGUGACACUCAGGCCCCACCAUGCCUCUGCCAUUUGUGUACAGCAGCCAGGACUUUGUCACAGAGGUGCGUCGUAACCGGGCAAACCGUCUUGUGCCAGCAAAGUUUGACACAACUAUCCAAGAGUGGUGGACAGACAGGAUGGACAGAGGACUCUUCCGCUAUCACCUGGGGGAUCUUCAAACACGUAUACUGCCAGGCCCGAAUGGCUUUGUGGCCCAGCUGAAUAUCCAAAGAGGGAUAGAGAGAAGAAAGCCUCAGGAGAUCCUGAGCAUUCAACAGGAGUUCAAUACUAAACAGUUCAAUUUCAACAAAAUAAAUCAUGAAGAAAUCAUCUUCGAGAUGAUAAAGGACAAUGAGGGCGGGAAUGAAAGUGGACAGCUGCAGCAACCCUGCAAGAUGGUUGUGCUGGUCAAUGUCAGCCCUCUGGAGUUUGGACAUUGUCUCUUUGUUCCAGAUCCCUCACAAUGUUUCCCACAGGUCCUGACCACUUUUGCCAUCCAGGUUGGCAUCGAGUCUGUGCUCCUAAGUUCUGAUCCUGGCUUCCGUGUGGGGUUCAACAGUCUUGGAGCAUUUGCGUCAGUCAAUCACUUACACCUACAUGGGUACUACAUGGACCACGAGCUCAAGAUAGAAUCUACACCAGGAAAGCCACUGGUUCCUGAAAUGGGGUUUUAUCGCCUGCUGGACUUUCCUGGAGGCUUUUUAUUUUACACAGAAUCAGAGCAGGUGGAGAAAGUGGCCAGAGCCGUCUGUCUUGUCACAGACUUUCUUGUUGAGGGUAACAUUGCUCACAAUCUCUUUUUAACAAGAGGAUGUCCGCCCAUGUCUGAAAAAGAUCCCUUUUCAAGAAAAGGCGUUCGUAUCGCUGUUUGGCCCAGAAUGUCAUGCUUUGGUGCCAAGGAGGAGUCUGCCUUCAAUGUCGCUCUUUGUGAGCUGGCUGGACAUUUACCGUUUAAAAACAAGAAGGACUAUGAGCUCACUACAGAGAGAGAUGUUAUAGAAACCAUCCAAAAGUAUCUUCUGUCUGAUGAGGAGUUUCACACAUUGGAACAGGAGCUUACUCGUCUUGUGAUGGAUGUAUGAUUCGUACAUCAAAUCAUUGUUAAAACUGUGCUUGAGCUCACGUUUUCCACACAAAAUAUUGUGCCAUUACCAAAAAAAAAGGAGUUUCUUCACGACCCAUUAUACCCUAAGUGCUAUGCUGUAUGCUGUAUGUCUUGACCCAUCUCUUCUAACUAUCAAACCAAUGGCUGUGUCAUGUUAAAUGGUUCAAAAUAAAAAGUACCAGGAGCAUUCCCCCUCAA